Messenger RNA from Dalotia coriaria, 5576 nucleotides. RefSeq names its product ATPase phospholipid transporting 8B (gene ATP8B). Gene Ontology annotation, molecular function: ATPase-coupled intramembrane lipid carrier activity; ATP hydrolysis activity; magnesium ion binding. The coding region runs from base 1137 to 4886 and encodes 1249 amino acids. The record is from RefSeq and is a predicted model, not a curated record. Gene Ontology annotation, cellular component: plasma membrane; trans-Golgi network. Lineage: Eukaryota; Metazoa; Arthropoda; Insecta; Coleoptera; Staphylinidae. Gene Ontology annotation, biological process: Golgi organization; phospholipid translocation. The transcript has 9 exons.
GGCGCUUGCACAUUGUUGCUCGUACGGCAUAAAAACGCACGCAAAAGUGGAAGUAGUGAGAGUACGCGACUACGCGUUGAUGAGCGCUAGUGGAACGCGGAAUCACGAAACACGAAUCAGUUUUGAGCGCCGUGUGCGACGAGCGAGAGCGCGUGUGUAUCCUGCCGCCGUGAGUUCGCGGAAAAUACUUGAGCCUGUUAUCAUUAUUCGUACACCACAUGCGUAGAGUGCAAGUGCGACAUGCGAACCGUAUUAAACGUGCGAAUGAUAUAAAGGUGUAACUCAGGUGUAAACUGUAACAGAAAAAAACAUAAUCGACAAGGUGUGGAAUUAAAACAACGACGAUGAUUAUGUAUCGCUGUAAUGUGUUGGGGACUUGACGGAUUCCAGCGAGAUGUAAAAAAUAAUGCGCUUUAGUCAAUGGCUGGGCGUUCCUCGUCGACUGGCACUAGUCGCCUGUUCUUGCCAGUGGGUCGCCGAAGAGAUCGAAGGGCGAGAAGUCAGCAGCGCUAACUGCAACGCAAUUAAUCAAAAACCAAAAAAGAAUCGCGUCCAAACAAAACAAAACCAAUUUUAAACUAACGAAAUCUACCAUCCACACAAACACAUUUUACACAAAUUGUAAUACGAAAUUUACAACUACCUCAAAGCAAUUUCGAAAUCUAUAUCAGGAAAUAAUUGAUUUCCAUCAACGAAGCGAGGAAAACAUAAACAUAAACAACGAGUGGCCUUAAAUACGAGUACAUACCAUAUUUGAUUUAAUUCAAAGUGUCCUUACGAAAACAAACCUGCAACACACUGGGACCCCAACUAAAACACAUUCCCAUCUUAUAUCAAAAGUUGCCGAUUUGACGAACAACUCCACAUCAGGGAUCACGCAGACACCUUGCCAUUUAUUUAUUGAACUAUUUAAUACAAGCGUAGGAUUUAAAGAGAGCUUAAUUUUUUAAAUGCAAACACGAGCACAUUUAUAUACAUAUCGACGAGUGAUACAAGAUACGAGCAUAUUUGUUACUACUUAACAUUACAAUUCAAUUACGACUUACGAAAAACUAAUUGACUAGGAGACAAACUACGGUUAAUUGAAAACCGGCGACUGAUUACAUUUCAUCGGAGUGCGACGCCAUCUUGGAAUCAUGGACAGGGCGUCUUUUAUGAGCCGACGGAGAACGCUAAUUCACGAUAAUCAAAGACGGAUUAAAGCCAACGAUCGCUCGUACAAUGCCCAAUUUCGCUACGCCAAUAACUACAUCAAGACAUCCAAGUACACGGUGCUGACAUUCCUUCCGCUGAAUCUUUUCGAGCAGUUUCAGCGGCUGGCCAACUUCUACUUCUUGUGCCUUUUAGUCUUACAGCUAAUUCCGGCGAUCAGCAGUCUCACGCCGAUUACGACUGCUUUGCCGUUGAUCGGCGUGUUGGGCCUCACUGCAAUCAAGGAUGCCUACGAUGAUUUUCAACGUCACAUGUCCGAUUCACAAGUCAACAAUCGCAAAUCACAACUAGUGAAGAACGGCCAGUUGGUGAAGGAGCGAUGGUCGUCGGUGCAAGUGGGCGACAUUAUUCGCAUGGACAACAAUCAGUUUGUGGCCGCUGACAUUCUGCUGCUGUCGUCGAGCGAGCCGAACGGCCUCUGCUACAUCGAGACGGCUGAACUGGACGGCGAGACGAAUUUAAAGUGCAGACAAUGCACGACCGAAACAGCCGAGAUGGGUCAGAAUGACGCGCUGAUCAGUGCGUUCGACGGUGAUAUUAUUUGCGAGACGCCCAACAAUCUUCUCAACAAGUUCGAGGGCACGCUCACGUGGAAGAAUCGGCAGUACAGUCUGGAUAACGACAAGAUUAUUCUACGCGGUUGCGUGCUGCGCAAUACACAAUGGUGCUACGGGGUGGUGAUCUUUGCUGGCAAAGACACGAAGCUCAUGCAAAACAGCGGCAAGACCAAAUUCAAACGUACUAGUAUAGAUAGGCUACUUAAUUUUUUAAUCAUAGGGAUUGUAUUUUUUUUAUUGUCAAUGUGCCUUUUCUGCAUGGUGGCGUGCGGUAUCUGGGAGUCGCUCGUCGGGCGCUACUUUCAGGCGUACCUGCCGUGGGAUUCACUGGUGCCGUCCGAGCCGCUCGGCGGUGCCACCAUUAUCGCACUGCUGGUCUUCUUCUCGUAUGCGAUCGUCCUCAAUACGGUGGUGCCGAUCUCGCUCUAUGUAUCGGUCGAAGUGAUACGCUUCGUGCAGAGUUUCCUUAUAAACUGGGACGAGCAAAUGUACCAUGAUAAAACCAACACGCACGCGAAGGCGCGCACCACCACCCUCAACGAGGAGCUGGGUCAAAUCGAAUACAUUUUUUCUGAUAAGACGGGAACGCUUACGCAGAACAUCAUGACGUUCAACAAGUGUUCAAUCGCUGGUCUCACUUAUGGCGAUGUGAUCGACAAGAAUACCGGUGAGGUUGUCGAAAUCACGGAUGAUUUGCCAUCGCUUGACUUUAGCUUUAAUUCGUAUUACGAACCUGAAUUUCGGUGGUACGAUCGAGCGCUGCUGGAUGCUGUUAAGAAGGAAGACGCUGAUGCGUGUAACUUUUUUCGGUUGCUUGCGCUGUGUCACACUGUGAUGUCGGAUAAUAGCAGUGGGAAACUGGAGUAUCAAGCGCAGUCGCCCGAUGAGUCGGCACUGGUAUCAGCCGCGCGGAAUUUUGGGUUUGUGUUUAAGGAGCGAUCGCCAAAUAGCAUCACGAUUGAAGUGAUGGGAAAGAAGGAAGUGUACGAACUGCUGUGUAUUUUGGAUUUUAAUAACGUCAGAAAGCGAAUGUCGGUGAUAUUGAGGCGGGAAGGACAUUUGCGGCUGUAUUGCAAGGGCGCUGAUAAUGUCAUUUAUGAAAGGCUGAAGAAUAACUGUGAGGAAACCAAAGGCAGAACACAGGAACAUUUAAAUAAAUUCGCUGGUGAAGGAUUGAGAACUUUGUGUUUGGCAUGUCGAGAUUUGGAUGAAGAUUUUUUCAACGACUGGAAACAACGGCAUCAGGAGGCUGCGUUGAGUAUGCAAGAUCGCGACGAGAAGUUGGAUGCAAUCUAUGAGGAAAUCGAAACAGAAAUGGUACUGUUGGGUGUUACUGCCAUUGAGGACAAACUGCAGGACGGUGUUCCUCAAGCUAUAGCUAAUCUUAUGCUGGCUGGGAUUAAAAUUUGGGUACUUACAGGCGAUAAACAAGAAACUGCAAUAAAUAUAGGAUACUCUUGCCAAUUGCUAACCGACGAUAUGUUAGACGUUUUCAUUGUCGAUGCGUCAACGUUCGAUGAAGUGGACCAACAACUACGCAAAUUCAAAGAAAGCAUACGAAUAGUAAACGCGUACCAUCCAAUGAGUCCGGCUAGCAACAAUGCAGCUAACGGCGUAUCCGAUGACCACAGCCGGCCGAAUUCAAUGGGUACAUCUACACCACCACAGCCACAAGCGCCCGCUGUCAGUGUGGUCACCUUCAGUACUGAAUUGGACUACCGUGAAGGAUCCCCAGAUCUCAAGACUGAUGACGAUGGCACCAACGGGACAUUUGCAAUCGUCAUCAAUGGACAUUCACUCGUGCACUGUCUACACCCCAAAAUGGAGCAGUUGUUCCUCGAGGUAGUGGUACGCUGUCGCAGCGUCAUUUGCUGCAGGGUGACGCCAUUACAGAAAGCGCUAGUCGUGGAACUGAUUAAAAAGAAUAAGCAUGCUGUGACAUUGGCGAUCGGGGACGGUGCGAACGAUGUGUCGAUGAUUAAAGCGGCGCACAUUGGUGUUGGGAUUUCCGGUCAGGAGGGGAUGCAGGCCGUCCUCGCGUCGGAUUACUCCAUCGCGCAGUUUCGUUUCCUCGAGCGACUGCUCCUGGUGCACGGCCGGUGGUCGUAUUACCGAAUGUGCAGUUUUCUGCGGUAUUUCUUCAACAAGAACUUUGCGUUUACGCUGUGUCACUUCUGGUACGCUUUCUUCUGCGGUUUUAGUGCACAGACAGUGUUCGAUCCGAUGUACAUCUCAGUUUACAAUUUAUUCUACACCUCGCAGCCAGUGCUCGCCGUUGGCAUCUUUGAUCAAGAUGUCAAUGAUAAAAAUUCAAUAUUGUAUCCACAGCUGUAUCGACCAGGGCAUAUUAAUUUAUUCUUCAACAAGAAGGAGUUUUUUCGUAGCGCUCUGCAAGGCUGCUAUGUUUCUAUAGUAUUAUUUUUCAUUCCUUUUGGUACGUACUUUGAUGCUAUGAGUCCGAUUGGACAGAGCCUCUCAGACUACAUGCUCCUCUGCAGCGUUGUAGCUACAAUUUUGGUGAUUGUAAACACGGCGCAGAUUGCGCUCGACACACAAUACUGGACAGUGGUCAAUCACGUGUUGAUUUGGGGCUCUCUGGCCGUGUACUUCAUCAUGGACUACUUCUACAACUACUUGCUUGGGGGCAUCUACGUGGGGGCUCUUACAAUGGCGAUGUCGGAACUAACAUUCUGGUUCACCACUGUCCUGGUGGUGAUUAUCUGUAUUAUGCCCGUGCUUGCGUGGCGCUUUUACUUCGUGGACGUGUUUCCGACAUUGUCGGACCGCGUGCGCCUCAAGCAGCGUUUGCAGACGAUGCGGACUCGCCAGAGCCAGGAUGUGUUGCGCACUCCAUCGGCGCGGCGCGCACGGCGUUCGAUUCGUUCCGGGUAUGCAUUUGCUCACCAGGAGGGUUUUGGCCGGCUGAUCACCUCCGGCAAGAUUAUGCGCAAAUUGCCCAAUACGGACUUUAGCAUCGCCGGUUUGGGUAAGAUCAUUCAUUCGAGCGGUAGCAAUCAGGUGAAGACCAGUGCCGUGGCACCGGUGUCGGCGCAGUCGCACGAAAGCAACAGCAGCGGGCGUGCGCCCAUACAGGAUUUGGACACGAUCAACUUAUAAUCGGCAGAGAGGCUAUUUGACUUAACUUAAGACGUAAGUUAAGCUAGGGAACGUCCAUACGUCCGCAUACCACCCACAUACACAUACGAGUAUUACUUACUAAGCAACAAAACAACUUGUGAUGAUGAUUUUCACUAAUAGUAUAAUCAUGAUAUUGUUUUUAAGAGGAAGGCGGCAAAGAGCAAGAGUAUAUUGUAUUUUAUGUAGAUAGGUAUUACUUGUACAGUAUCAAAUUGUUUUAUGUUGUUAGGACUUACCAUUUAACUGUUGUCGAGAGACGCGCGAGUCGUUCGGAUAUUUGAUAGUUUUAAUAAAAAUUGAAGUUGCGUGGUUGGACGUCGAGUCAAAACUUCAUGUGCGCAUGCGCGCGCACCCCUAUACGUGUGUGUGAACAAAAAAGUUGUUGAUCUGAUCGACUUGCGGCGACCUGUUAAGCUUGAACCUAGUCAAAACAAAAUUACUAUCUAAUGAAAAACGAGGAAACGAAUUUAUGUAUUUUAGGUUUAAGGCGAUGAUGUGCGGAAUUUGCUGCAGUUGUGCCCUGCAAUUUCCUAGGAUGUGCAAAGAAAUGUUGUUUCUUUAUACAAUUAUAUUCUAUACAUAAAUAUAUUAUAUUCACAUGUUCUCUGGAAGGAUAAUCGCAAAGAUUUCUUUCGGUUUUGUUAAAAUAAAUUUAUUUUACAAGUCAAA